GGACUCCGGACGGAGAUGCUAUCUAGCUAGUUGAAUUAAUAAGCUAUCAUUGGACCGAAGUGAUGUACAUAGUCGUCCUAUUUCCCCUUUAAUAUACUUACAUAGUAAGUAGGUAUUCUUGUGUCGUACAAUUUUGUCUUACAUUCUUUAUCUCACGCCCUUUGUUUCAUUGCAGCUCAGCAUCCACUAUGUCUGGCACCGUUAUACUCACUGGCGCUAAUAGUUCAGCCGGUUUCCACGCCGUUGAUCACCUUCUCAAAACAUACCCGCAGCAUACUGCUGUUUUUACCGUCAGAAGUGCUGCCAAUACUGAUGUCAAUACCAACAACCUCCGUGAUAUCAUAGCUCGAUAUCCUAAGGCGAAAGCAUCUAUCUAUGAGCUUGAUCUAGCCGACCUUACUGCCGUUCAUGCAUUUGCUACCACUAUCUCGGGGCAGAUUACUAGUGGAUCUUUACCUGCCAUCAAGUCGAUCAUCUGCAAUGCGUUUUACUGGAAUCUUGUCGCUGAUCCUGAACUCACCGUCGAUGGAUAUGAUAAGACUUUACAAGUCGGACACAUCGCUCAUGUAGCAUUAGUCUUACGCCUUCUCAAACAUUUCAGUCCCAAUGGCGGCCGUAUCGAGCUCCUGUCGAGUAUCUCGCAUUAUCGCAAAAAGAGCCCGAUGACGCCAUAUCUUCCCGAAAUUCCUGAUAACAUCGACCUCCUGAUCCAUCCACCGGCGGACCCCGAUAAGCAAGGUAGAGGGGCCCAGAGAUAUGCCAUUUUGAAACUGGUCGUCACUACCUGGAUGUAUCCGCUCAACGAAUAUUUACAAAAGGAUCCCAAGCUCUCCAAGAUCACCGUUGUGGCCAUAAAUCCCGGAAACCUUGGCGACUCCCGCGCUUUUCGAACCAAUGUCCCACUUUCCAUUAGGAUCAUACAGAAAGUCUUAUUCAAACCAUUGAUGCCCUUGAUUCAACGCUUUGCUGACCCGACAUUCCGCACGUCGCGCGAGGCUGGCAUUGAUAUCAUAGAAUUGGGUGUUGCUAAGGCCGAAGAUGGUGAACGGGGUUAUUAUACGCUCCUCAAGAAAGACGAUCCUGACCCCGCCGUGCUGGAUAAGGAGAAGCAGCGCAUUAUAUGGGAGAAGAGCGCCGAGUGGGCUAAAAUCAACAAGGACAAUACCGCGCUUAAAGUCGCGUUUGAAUAGUCUGAGGAUAUUGCUUCGUAAGGGGUAAGGUGAUAUAUUAUACUGGUAACUAGUUAAUGGUAAACUAAUACUUAGGUGGGGUGAGUUUGUGUUGGUGGCAUGGUGCUGGGGGUUUACUCCAAGGUAGCUUUCUUUUAGAGUGAGUAUUAAGAUGACGUCGUUACUAGACUCAUAGUCUCGUUCUGCCGGUGCCAUGAAAAGGGUUGAGCGAGAGACGUGGUCUAUGUAGAAUCAAUUCUAUCUAUAUUUAUGAAGCGGCAAUGGCUCAACUCAAAUUGAAAUUGAAAGAAAAUAAGC
Daldinia loculata is the source of this 1487-nucleotide messenger RNA. Its product is annotated as NAD(P)-binding protein. The record is from RefSeq and is a predicted model, not a curated record. Gene Ontology annotation, cellular component: mitochondrial outer membrane; lipid droplet; endoplasmic reticulum membrane. Gene Ontology annotation, molecular function: 3-beta-hydroxysteroid 3-dehydrogenase (NADP+) activity. The coding region runs from base 189 to 1190 and encodes 333 amino acids. NCBI's taxonomy places the organism in Eukaryota, Fungi, Ascomycota, Sordariomycetes, Xylariales, Hypoxylaceae. The transcript is spliced from 2 exons.